Molecule: messenger RNA, 1791 nt
Organism: Symbiodinium natans
Lineage: Eukaryota; Dinophyceae; Suessiales; Symbiodiniaceae
Source: the annotation of a GenBank genome assembly
AUGACCCUUGAGGAUCGUGUGUCUAGAGCUGCAGCGGGGAAUCUAGUGCUGGCCGGUGGCGAUGGCCUCAAAUGGGCUGCAGACAACGUCAUCGAGACGACGCAGCUUCCAUUGGCUUUGGUGGGGUCUGGCAACGCUGAUCUGUCAGCCAAGUUCGAGGCCGUGUUCCACCAGGUCAAAUUGGACAUUGGCACUGAUCCGGCUGCACUCCAAAGAUACUCCAUGGAAUCUUGCAUUUCCUUUUGCUCAGACUAUGGCACCGAGUCGCAGUUCACCGAGGUUGAGGGCUGCGACGGCGACGACCUCGAAAGCCAAUUUGCUCGGCCUCCAGCAGCAGGCGGCGUCAUUGACUUGGAGUCCGAUUCUGAGCAGGUGCCCGGCGUUCCUGUCCCCGAAGCUGCCGAGCGUGCGUUGCAAGAUACAUCAGCCGGCCCUUUCCGCUGGCACAUGGGUGGAAGUUUGAUGGUACCUGGAUUGAAACACAUAUGUUCCAACAUCCAGGGAGAUGUGCUUGCCCGGCUAGAGCACUUCAAGAGUUUUCAGGAGCAGGUGAAGGCGGUGAACACGCUUCUACACCAAAAGUUUUACCGAGAUCGCAUAAAGCAACUCUAUAAGGGCAAGGCGACAGAAAGGCUGUUCUCCUUCUACGACGGAGGCUGCCUGAUCUUGUGGCGGUGGGGCUCACUGGUAGCGGUGUGUGAUUCACUUCACAAAAGAGAAGGUGCGCUUCGAGAAGAAUGGAAUUUGCAGCGGUUCCUUCACACGACGGCAGGUAAUGUCCACCUCGAGCUCGACACUGAAAACAAUGACAAUGAUCAGGGUGGCAGUGACAACAAGUUGUUUCAGGUCGCUGACAGCGCCAUCACAUCCCCCUACUUCUGGGCAUAUAUUAAGUUCUUGCUGAUCGUGCAAGGUGUCGUGGAAGAUCUUUCCACAUGGGCGGAAGCUUGUCCGUGUCACGAGUGGUCUCGUGACGGCUGUGGCUGCCCACUUCGCGGACGACGAGCGCCCGAGGCAGCAUCUGGAUGCUUCGAACAGUUUGUGAGCCACAGGUUAGCGACAGCAGCGUCGUUUUUCUAUGCGGCUGCCUGUGAACUCGGGCAGAACACCCGACACUUCAAACAUCUGUCAUCUGAAUGGCGUAUAGCUGUGGAUUUGAUCGAGGCUGAAGUUGACACCAAAUGCGCACAUUGGAAGGAGCUGCCAUGGUUGCUGUGCGGCAUAGCACUGCCAGAUCAAGAGCAAGCCCGAGCCGUUGCCAGCAAGGCCCUGCACAGGUUCGACACCCACAAGAUCGAUCCUCACGCUCUGUACACAAGGCGGCACCCUAUGACAUGUCGAUUUCUUAGCCGGUCCUUCUCAGGCGCCUCGGCUUCCGAUGUGCCGCUGCGAGGGCUUGUUGAAGACUUUGCACGCGGCGGAAACCUCUCCGAUCCGGAAAUGAAGCCGCUGCGGGAAUGGCUCGGAGCGCUACGGCGCAGCAUCGCUUGGUCAAACAAGUUCUCGGAGAUUCUCCGAAUGCGUCUGUUGCGUGUCUGGGACUCUGAGUAUCUCUUAGUGAGCAAUUCACAAACGUUACGGGUAUUCACAAAGCCGUUCAAAGACGUCACGUACCGGCAACUGCAAAGCUUGGUCUACCAAAGGGCGAUGCAGUUCCGUCGAGGUGAGACAUCUCGCCAGGUGGUGCCGAACAGCGACACUGCACUACUGCGAAAAAACAAGCGACAGCUGGCGGAGAGUUCUCGCAAGAACGCCACACCCAUGCAAAGGCCGACGGCAGUGAUGUUCUAG